ACUUCCUUCUAUCUAAUCAAAUGUAUCGAGCCUUGUAUGCCUAUAAAAGUAGUCUUCCACAAUAUAUAUCGUUUCAAGCAGGCGAUAAGUUUACAUUAAUUGACAGUUCCAGAAAUGAUUGGUUUGUUGCCCAGAAUGGAAUUGGAGAAGUUGGUUACAUACCAGCAAAUUAUGUUGGAAAGCUUGAUGUUGCACCAUCGGCUAUUAUUAAAUUUAUUGAUGGUUCCAUAGAAGCAAUUCACUGGCAAGCUUCAAGCACAGGGACUUAUGAUAAUCGCAUGAGAGAAGCACUCGAAUGUUUAAUAUUGCAUCGGAGUACUGUCAUUGAUGACAUACAGCAUCAUUCUCUUGGUGAUGCUGAGCCGAGUCAGUCAGCAUCUGGCAGUGGCUCAAACCAACAUGUUGCAGAUGGUUCAGUCAUAAAAGAUGCAGUGAAUUCAGUCACAGAAACUCAAACCAAUUCGGUCACUGACAUUCAAGUUAAUUCAGCUACUGACAUUCAGCAUAACUCAGUCACUGACAUUCAAGUUAAUUCAGCUACUGACAUUCAGCAUAACUCAGUCACUGACAUUCAGCAUAACUCAGUCAAUGACAUUCAAGUUAAUUCAGCUACUGACAUUCAGCACAACUCAGUCACUGAGGUUCAAGAUAAUUUAGUCACUGAUGCUGAACAUAAUCUAGUCAAUGACUCUUCAGAAAAUCAAGACUCCUGUUUGAGUACUUCUGUCAACAAAGUCCCCGGUGCUGUGUCUUUCAUUAAUACCAACGAUCUGUUUAUUCCUGAUGAUCUCGGUGCGCAGGUGGUGGAGCAGAUUAGAGCAAACACGGCACUGAGUCACCAGAAAUCAAAAACAGCCGUAGAAAUUGUCCUCGGAUAUAUUGGUUUGAAGGUUCCACAGUUGGCUGACAUAAUGGAUAAAAUAUACUCUACUGUACAAACAGAGCACAGUGUGGUGGGCCACGAUGCAGUACGACUGGAGGUGAUCUUCUCGGAACUGAAGGCCUGCAAGGACGACUCACAGCAGAGAGGCUGGGCUCUUCACGAAGAUGAGUCGGUCAUCAUGGAAUACCUCGAGGAACUCUUGUCAAUACUGGAAAACGCCAAGUUGUCGGUCACUCGUGAAGCCAUUUCUGAGGAGCGAUAUGAAAUAGUUCAUCACUUGGUGCAGUAUUACCAAAUGGAGACUCGUUUGAAGAUUCGCUUGCUUCUGCUGAAAGUGUUUGGAGUGAUGUGUGGUCUGGACAAGAAGGUUAUUACCACGCUCUUGUUUUCUGUUCUUCCCCUUGAGCUUGCUCAGGAAAUACGCAGUAAAUCUGAGGAUACUCUGAGGUUAUGUCAUGUGACUCUUCUUCUGACCAUGAUAUUUUCCACAGGAGAACCUGUCCCCGCCAACAUCCAUGAUCACAUUGAUGGAGGCUUUCUUGGUUACCUGUUGAGUCUGAUUGAAGACCCACCCACACCUGAGCAUUCAGAAGAUGCGUCUGACCUGCUGAUUAACCUGAUCCUGGCAAUAAACCUCCACUUUGACGACAUCCAGCACAAUCUGGUCAUGGAAACGCUGUCCACGCAGCACAACUGUAAAGUACUCACAGAGAAAGUGAUGCUCUUCUUUAACAGAGGAGACGACCCGGUGCACAUGUUUGAUUACAAGCCCCAGCCGGAGCAGUCUGUGAUGAAGUUUAUGCAGGACCUGUACAGUAACAGGCAGACUGCCGACCUGCUGUACACCAGCGACGCCCUCGUUCUCAUCGACGUCAUCAUACGACAGCUGGCAGACCUGUCCGCUGGAGACCCGAUGAGAACCUCCUACCUCAAGUUAACUAGUCUAGUGCUGCAGAACUCGAAUUACAAUGAAAACCGACAUCGCCACAAUGAACUGUACUCCCUUCUCCACGCCAUAAGCGAGGAAGACGCCGACACUCAGAAAGACAAGGAUUUAUGUCUGUCUAUACUGCUUCACAACAGUUCGGCAUUCACCUAGUCUUCCUGUCUCGUGCUGUUAAAAACUUUUAAGAGACAGUUGUUACAGAGAAUUAACUAGGAGACAGGGCAAAAAGAAUCAGAACUCAGUAAUAUAUAGAGUUUUCAGUUAGACAAAAAAGAGGACACCUUUAAACUGGCUCUUUUCAGGCCUGUAGUAAUAAUAUCUGGAAGUUGGGAGCACAAUCUCUAAUAGAAGGGUCACAGCCUCAAGUUUUUAUCUUUAUUGAUAUAGUUUGUUUGUUGUUGUUUAACAACACCACUGGAGCACAUUUGAUUAAUUAAUCAUCAGCUAUUGGAUGUCAAACGUUAGGUAAUUUUUAC
Messenger RNA from Gigantopelta aegis, 2305 nucleotides. RefSeq names its product NCK-interacting protein with SH3 domain-like. NCBI's taxonomy places the organism in Eukaryota, Metazoa, Mollusca, Gastropoda, Neomphalida, Peltospiridae. The record is from RefSeq and is a predicted model, not a curated record. Gene Ontology annotation, biological process: endocytosis. Gene Ontology annotation, molecular function: protein binding; Arp2/3 complex binding. The coding region runs from base 21 to 1982 and encodes 653 amino acids. The transcript has 11 exons.